AUGGUUGGUAAAGUCAGCGAGAAAGUCCUUCUCAGGGAAGGGCUUGAACGCACCGACAAUGGCAUGAAACAGACGAGCUGGCCCGAUGUCACACCCAUCAACCAGAAGAACUACUACACCGAUUACAUGAAGCGCGAUGACCAAGUCCUGGCCCUUCGAUUGCAGACCGAGGCUAAUAGAGAGCGGCUCGUCCAGACUGCAAAGGACCGGGAUCGAGCCCUGGCUCGCAAUGGCCACGCCGAAGUCCCGCUGCCGGUCGCCGACAUCCAGCCGGACGAUGGCACGCCUACCACCAACGAGGGCCUAGAUCCGUCCAAGGUCAUCAUCAUACAUCCCGGCAGCCAAAAUCUGCGCAUAGGCUUCGCGAGCGAUGCUCUGCCCAAGACUAUACCGAUGGCCAUCGCCGCCAGAUUCCCCCAGACCGAGUCCGAGAUGCACGAGGCCCUUCCGCGUCGCCAAUUCGAAGCCAAGACCAUCGACCAACAAUACGGCGAGGAGUGGUCCAAGAAGUAUCAGAAGAUGUGCAACGACUUGAAGGUUGACUUGCGCGCGCGCAAGCAAAAGGUCCUGCCCAAUUCUAAGGAGCUUGUCGUGAACUUCAACCGGCGGGCCGAGCGGGAAGAGAUACCCGUGCAUAACGAUCCUCUGCAGAUCGAGUGGACCGACGUGAAGAGCAUCGACGACCCCAACUCGGCAGCCUCGUGCUUCAUCGGCCAACCCGCCCAGCGAAUCCCUGACGAUUCGAACCCCAAGUUCAAGUUAUGGUGGCCCCUACAGAACGGCUGGCUCAACGAGGAUGAUUACACCACGGCCGAGCACCUGUACGACGACCUCGAGACGCUCCUCGACAAGGCUAUCCGGCAGGAGCUCGGCUUGACUAGGAACAGCGCGUGGAAGAGCUACAGCUGCGUGUUUGUCAUCCCCGACCUCUACGACAAACGAUACGUGGAGCAAGUUCUCAAGUCCUGCAUGACCUGGUUCGAGUUCAGCAGAAUUUGCUUCGUGCAGGAGAGCAUGGCGGCCACCUUCGGCGCCGGGUACACGCAGGCGUGCGUGGUCGACGUCGGCGCGCAGAAGACGUCGAUAGCGUGCGUGGAGGACGGGUUAUGCGUGGAGGAGUCUCGCAUCAACCUCAAGUACGGCGGCUACGACGUGACGGAGACGUUCGUGAAGAUGCUGCUCUACGACAACUUUCCCUACAAAGAGAUCAACCUCCGGAGACGGUACGAUUUCCUCCUGGCCGAGGAGCUCAAGAUCAAGCACUGCACCCUGACUCAGGGCGAGAUCCCGGUCCAGAACCUGAGCUUCCACCUCCGCGCUCCCAACCAGCCCACGUACCAGUACUACUUUAGGACUUACGACCAGGUCAUCCUCGCCCCCAUGGGCUUCUACGACCCCACCAUCUUCGACAACUCGGCCAAGCUGCGCAGCCGGCGGAAGCUGGUCGACCGCUCGUACAACGCCUACGACGUCGACAUGCCCGACGACCCCACCUCCGCGGCCCAGGUCGCCGUGCUCGCCCUCAUCAAGCCCUCCGUCGUCUCCAACGCCAACGGCUUCCAGCAGCAGCAGCAGCAGCCGCCAGCAUCGGCGCCGCAGCAGCAACAGCCCUCGUCCGCAGCCGCCUCGUUCUCCGAGAGCCAUCUCGCAACCCCUAUGAAGGAGAAGUCACAGCCCUUCAACUUCCUGAGGGGCGACCUCAACAACGGCACGCCGGGCGGCUCGGCGGCCGCGUCGCCUGCUCCAGAGGGCGCCGCGACCCCGGUGCCGCCCGUCUUCCACUUCGGCCGGGCGAACGGGACGGGCAGCCCGGCACCUAACGGCUCGGCGCGCAACGGGGUGUCGCCGGGGCCGGGCCCGCCGGCGGGAAUGUUCGUGGACGCGGCAGCGCGGACGGCGCGGGCAAUGGCGGCGGAGCGGGACGCGGUCCUACCGGUGGUGCCGCUGGACAUCGCGAUCCUGACGAGCAUCCAGAACGCGGCGCGGGGCGACGAGAAGAAGCUGCGCGACUACCUCGGCAGCAUCAUGGUGGUGGGCGGCGGGUCCAAGACGCCGCACUUCACCGCCGUGCUCGAGGACAAGCUGCGCCGCCGCCGGCCCGAGCUCGCCGACCGCGUGCUCAUCACGCACAGCGCGCGCGACAUGGACGAGCAGGUGGUGGUGUGGAAGGGCGCCAGCGUCUUCGCCAAGCUGCCCGCCAACGACAGCUGGAUCACCCCGUUCGAGUUCGAGCGCCUCGGCGCGAGAGUCCUGCACCACAAGGUCCUCUGGGCCUGGUGA
Molecule: messenger RNA, 2280 nt
Organism: Durotheca rogersii
Lineage: Eukaryota; Fungi; Ascomycota; Sordariomycetes; Xylariales; Xylariaceae
Product: actin-related protein, ARP8 class
Exons: 2
Coding region: 1-2280 (759 amino acids)
Biological process (GO): double-strand break repair; regulation of DNA-templated transcription
Cellular component (GO): Ino80 complex
Source: RefSeq, a predicted model, not a curated record